Moneuplotes crassus is the source of this 1007-nucleotide messenger RNA. NCBI's taxonomy places the organism in Eukaryota, Ciliophora, Spirotrichea, Euplotida, Euplotidae. The record is from the annotation of a GenBank genome assembly.
UUUUUGGCAGAAAAUUGAAAAUCAUUUCUCACACUUUUUAGUGCACAAUUCUCAAAGUUGGCUUGAAUAAUCAUUGUCACGAGACAGUAACAUUCACCUUGAUCAGAACUUCUUACAGUUAUUGCACAUAUGCUUUGAUCACUUCUGACACUUAGUAUAGCUCACGCUGUUCCUACAAAUAGUUCACUUUUUAUUCAGCAAAGAAUGUGAAGUUCUGUUUCUCUCUGUCAUCUUUACCUCCUUGAUCUGAUCAAGUUUUUUAAUAUACUGCCUGAUAUUAUCAUUAAUGAUAGAAUUUUCUUUGACUAGGGAAUUAUACAUCUGCUUCAUUAAAUUUCGCUCAUUCUCCUUAUAUCGUAUCUUCUCUUUGAUAGCUGUUACCUUUUGCUUGUGUUCUUCGAGAACCUUUUUGGUCAUCUCAAGUCAACUGUGGGUUUUAAGUUCCUUCCUCAUGACAUCAAUUUGGCAAUCUGGACACUCAACUUCAAUGUAGGGUCAAUCCUUAAAUAUGUUCAUUAUGCUCUUUCUCUAAGGCCUCAUGACCUCAAUGUUCAUAGGCUGGGCAUUUAUGUAGGACAAAUUUGUGUCAAUCAUUACUAAAAUGAUUUAGCAUUUUAGUGAUCUUGAUACCUUUCUUUGUACAAAAGAGACAGUCAAACUCAAGAGUAGUUAGAACUGAUUCGUCAUUAUACUUGUAAAGUCCUUUCUUAGUUGGUCUUAUUUGUUCAGUCCCAGUUUCAAUUUUCUCUGUGUAUUCUUGCUUAACCUUGGAUAAAAGAUCUGUUAAAUUUGUCUUGAGCACUGAAAAACACCAGUCGUUAAAGCACCCACGAGGUCAAUUAUCGUAUUCUGAUGAUCAAUUAGGACAAAAGGCUGAAUGGCAUCGAAUUCACUGAUAGUACUGGUCAUAAAUGUUACUGCUUCAGAUGUAGCAUACUUCAUCACUGCAAAGGGAACUUCAUAUUUUAUACUGAAGUAAAUUUUGUUUGAAAACUAAUUUUAAUGUU